This is a messenger RNA of Penicillium angulare, 1836 nucleotides long. Its product is annotated as putative isoamyl alcohol oxidase. The transcript is spliced from 2 exons. Lineage: Eukaryota; Fungi; Ascomycota; Eurotiomycetes; Eurotiales; Aspergillaceae. Gene Ontology annotation, molecular function: oxidoreductase activity; FAD binding. Bases 1 to 1836 code for a protein of 611 amino acids. The record is from RefSeq and is a predicted model, not a curated record.
AUGGUCCGCUUCUUCUGCAAAGCAGCUACCUCAUAUCUGCUGCUAACGGUCGCAGCUUCCGCCAGCCAAGAUUGCAAGACUUCUCCAAAUGACUUGACCUGGCCAUCCACCAACGAAUGGCGUGCACUUAACCGGACCUUACAGGGAGCUCUCCUCAGAACUUCCCCCGCAGCUUCAUCUUGCUACCCUGGAAAUCCACUUCAAUCUCCCGAAACCUGCACGGAUGUCGAGAACCACUGGACUUAUGCCUCAUACCACUCUGCCUGGCCCGAGAGUAUUGAUUACCCGAUCUAUACCAACAAUUCCUGUCUACCACCGAGUGCCACUGGGUACACCAAGACUAGAGGAUGCACAAUUGGCGGGCUUCCACAGUAUAUUGUGAAUGCCACCACCGAGACCCAGAUCGCCACAGCAAUGAAAUGGGCUUCUCAGCGCAAUAUUCGCAUUGUUGUGAAGGGAACCGGGCAUGAUCUCAAUGGCCGGCAAGUGAUUCAAUCGCACUCUACUGGUGCAUUUUCGAUCUCCGUUUGGACUCACAACUUCAAGCACGCCCAACACCGACCAACCUGGAAGCUACCUGGUUGCAACGAGACUGCAGACGUGAUGAUACUUGGCAGUGGAAACAACUGGGGAUCUGCGGACCUUGCAGCAAACAAUGUGAACAGAGCUAUCGUGGGUGGUGAAGAUUCCACGGUCGGACUGGGUGGUUUGAUCCAGAACGGUGGUCACGGUUGGCUCUCCAGUCACUAUGGUCUUGCAUCGGAUCAAGUAUACCAGGCAACUGUCAUCACAACCGACGGUCGCCGCCUCGUUGCAAACGCUGCUCAAAACCAAGAUCUCUUCUGGGCUGUCCGUGGUGGCGGUGGUGGCCAAUUCGGUGUGGUGACAGAGUAUGUUCUGAAGACACACCCGGUCCCCGAAAACAUGGUUACUGGCGGUGUUGCUUUCUAUGCCGGCUCCCAGUCCAACGCUAGCGAGGCUGGAUCAUGGAAUGCAUUAGCUCAUGUUGUUUCUUCAAUCCCCGAUAUUAUGGACACUGGUCUCACGGGCAGCAUCACCGCCCUUACAAAGGAAGAAAUUGUGACACUCCUAGGUCUGGAUCAAACCGUCCCUGGUGCGGCCGCGUCCAUCAGCUUGACAGGUUUCAACAUGACCACUGCGCAGAUGAACGUCACAAUCAAAAAACUCGCAGAACAGAUCCGAAACGUCAAGUACGGCAACUACUUGAACUUCACUUUGACCACACCAACCACCAAAAACUACUACACCUACUCUGGCUCAACCACCGAAGCCGGAGCCGUCAGCCUGCUCACAAGCCGUCUUCUUGGCCGUCGAGAGCUUUCCGAUAUUCCCAAGAAAGAUCUCAUUGUAUACCUCCAGCGGAUUCUUUCCAGCGAAGAGUCCACUGGAUCAAUUCUUCUGUUCGGCCUGCAAGCCGGUCUUGGUCCCGCCAACGUUCCCGAAGAAAUGCGUGGAAGUGUUCUUCCAGCCUGGCGUGAGGCCUACACUCAUGUCAUGACAUACGGGGCAUCAAUCAACGCAACUGAAGACGCGACCGCGGGCUUGAAAAGCGGGGCCGAUUGGUAUGAAGCACACAGAGAGCCUGUUUGGAGAGAAUGGGCUCCCAACACUGGUGCCUAUAUGAACGAAGGAAAUCCUUUCAGUACCACUUGGAAGCAUGACUUCUAUGGUGAGAAUUACGAUCGGCUUCUUGAGAUCAAGCGCAAGUAUGACCCUAGUGAGAGUCUUUAUACUUGGAGUGGACUUGGUAGUGACAUGUGGCACUACGACUUGAGAAGUGGGUUAUUGUGUCGCACUACAGAGAGUUUAGCUUGA